Erpetoichthys calabaricus (reedfish) is the source of this 6014-nucleotide messenger RNA. RefSeq names its product docking protein 4 (gene dok4). NCBI's taxonomy places the organism in Eukaryota, Metazoa, Chordata, Cladistia, Polypteriformes, Polypteridae. Gene Ontology annotation, biological process: positive regulation of MAPK cascade; cell surface receptor protein tyrosine kinase signaling pathway. The transcript is spliced from 10 exons. Gene Ontology annotation, cellular component: cytoplasm. Bases 906 to 1898 code for a protein of 330 amino acids. The record is from RefSeq and is a predicted model, not a curated record.
UGUACAGAGGCAGGCGGCUCUCAGUGGUCAGGCUAUUGCCUGCAGUCGGGAAUUUCAGUCUUUGCCUCUGCCGUUCAUAGACGGUUUCCUGAAGUAGCCACGAUUCGGGCUGUGGUCAGACCAGUCCAGGUUUGCCUGCUUGGAUUUGGGUUUGACUUAGGGCUGCUUUGGCGGACUUGCGCUCCAACUGUUUUGGACUGUGGGCGUACUGCUUACGGCUACAGCACUAGACUGGUUCACUGUUCUGCAGUAUUCGACCCAGUUCGGCUUAGCUGGGUGUCGCUUUUCUGUUGGUCACAAGCACAAAUGCGAACGCUGACUGCGACGCUAAAUGCCCGAGAGCAUCUUGCCUACGCAGCUUCUCGUAGCGCUCUAUUCACCUCGGUUCGACAAAGCCCAGUUCCGUUUGGGGGUGUUCUCCCCGUCACAAAGACACGCGAAUACUGACAAGAAACAAUCCGUGAGACUUGAGGUAGGCUGUCUCGGUUCUCCUGGGCACCAUUCUGCUGGAGUUAGCGGCUUUGCGCUCAGUGGGCGAUUGACUCGGCUUUACUGGGAUUAUUCUGCAACCCCUCUCUGCACAGGAAGGUGGAGAUUUGGAAAGAUAGAGCACCUCUUCGGGGGGUUGCCUGCAGCCACCUGCCAAGACAGGCCACAUACCUAUUUGUCAAAAGGAUUAUCAGGAUGCUUUGGGCUUUAUUUACUUUCUCAUGAAAUUGAUGUGUAAACUUCUGAGCAGAGUGCAGAAAGGAGUGAAACAGAACAGCCAUGAAGUGUGACUGAGAAGACCGACAAUCUCUGUGGUGAAGCAUACAGAGAACAGUAGAGGAGAAGAACAGGAAGGCAGAAGCGGCAGUCACACAAACUACACCAAACUGGAGUGUGAAACAGAGAGUCACCUGGAGAUGGCGUCCAAUUUCAAUGACAUCGUCAAACAAGGCUACGUGCGGAUGAGAAGUCGCAAAUUAGGAAUUUAUAGGCGCUGCUGGUUAGUGUUUAAGAAAUCUUCCAGUAAGGGUCCCCGGCGGCUGGAAAAAUACCCUGAUGAAAAGUCGGCCUACAUUCGUGCAUGUCCCAAGGUGACCGAGAUCAGCAAUGUUAAGAAUGUGACCAGGUUACCGCGGGACACUAAGAGACAGGCAGUGGCCAUUGUGUUCACCGACGACACAUCUCGUACCUUCACAUGUGAAUCAGAGCUGGAGGCUGAAGAAUGGUACAAGAUCCUUUCCAUUGAAUGCCUAGGUGCCCGUCUUAAUGAUAUUAGUCUGGGAGAGCCAGAUCUCUUGGCUGCUGGAAUGCAAUGUGAACAUACAGGUACAGAGAGAUUCAACGUGUUCCUGCUUCCCUGCCCCAACCUUGACAUCUAUGGAGAGUGCAUGAUGCAAAUCACUCAUGAGAAUAUCUACCUUUGGGACAUUCACAACCCUCGCACCAAGCUAGUGACAUGGCCAUUGUGUUCUCUGCGACGUUAUGGUCGGGAUGCGACUAGGUUCACCUUUGAAGCUGGAAGGAUGUGUGACAGUGGGGAAGGACUGUACACAUUUCAGACACGAGAGGGUGAACAGAUUUAUCAGCGGGUACAUUCAGCUACACUAGCCAUCGCUGAGCAGCACAAGAGAGUCCUGAUGGAAAUGGAAAAGAAUGCCAGACUAUUAUCCAAAGGCUCAGAGGCAGGAUCAUACCCAUGUACCCCUACUGCAAUUUUACCACGAAGUGCCUUCUGGCACCAUAUCACAGGCUCACAGAGCGGAGCAGAUGGCACCAACAGUGAUCUAUACCCAGAUUCCCAGGCUGGCUCAGAGACAGAUCUGCUUCCCAGCAGCUUACCACCAGAUCCUAGCUGCAGUGCUUUUAUGGAACAUCAUCAUGGAGUGUUACCCAGUUAUCCUGACCAGUGACAAACUGUUUGCUCCUGGAUUCCUUCAAAUGUAGCCUGCUUACCUCUGCCUGGAUUGGACUGCUUACAUGUACCCUAAUUAAUCCACUGAAACCAAGGGAGUCAGUCCAACCUGGAUUUUCAGCAGAGAGAGGAAGAAAGAAAGGAAGAAGGGGAAGCAGGCCCAUGAAUUCUGCAGGACUUGUCUUUUAGAUAAAGAGACGUUUCUGAAAAAGCAUCUUUACCAUAGAAGGAAAGGCAGGUUUUGAGGCACACUGCAUGUUGGAAACAGGACGUAAUGCUCAGGGUGAGAGAGAGGGGCAAACAUAUGCUGGUGAAGACUCGCGAUGUAUGUAAGACCUGUCUAGCUAAAAAGCAUUUUCCGUGCUUUUUUUUUUUUUUUUUUUUUUUUUAAACUGUUUUUCUAUUUGGUGCUUUUUUUCAAGCAUGCAUGCUUUGUACCAGAACUGGGAGAUACACUGUCCACAUACACACACAUAAACACACGUGUGUGUAUGUGUGAUCGUUUUUUUUUUACUAUUUAGUUACUGCUCAUGUGGCAGAUGUUUGAAGCUCAGAUUGGAUCUCAGGCCUGCAUCCUCUCCCUGGCUUGGCAGCCUCUGAUGCCAUAGUGAGGACAGUAGGCAGAUUGCAGGGUCUGUAGGACAUUCAACUUAAGUUUCUGCAGUAAAUGAACUGAACAUUUCUGCUCUUUUAAAGUUUUCUAUUUGACAUGGCUAUAAGAAGUGUGAAGGCUUUGAAGCAAAAUAAUUAACGCACGCAUGGCGGGUCGAGGAGGACUUGCCAAGUAGCACAACACGUUAACAUAUCUAUCAUGUGUCUUUUUACUUUCUCUUUUCUGGAACCAUUCACUGCUGUCCAACAGAAUACCUUCACAAAAAUUGCACAACGUCCUUGAAUCCCUGGGGACAGGAUUGUUUUGUCCUGUUGGAAAGGACCGGUGCAUGUUGCUGAGUCUUGCUCUAAAGCAGAUUGCGUGGUGGCUCGUUCUUCAUUCAGGAGUACAGGGACUUUGGUCGGUUAUCUUAUCGAGGAGCAGAAUGGGAAUGUGUGGCUUCUUUCAAGAGUUGGAAUAUCGGUCUGGCUGUGGGAAAUGAGGAAACGUACAGGAAAAGUCAUUUAAGAGGGCUGGGGGAUGACCCAAUUUUUUGGGGGGGAGGGAGUAGAAGGGUUUCCCCUACACAUGUUGACCUCUGUGUAGAAAUUGUUCAGAUGAUUUCCUCAAGUACAGUAAAUGCUCCCUGUGGUAAGUUCAGCAGUGUGUGGACACCUCGUACAGUGGGCAUCUCUCAACUCCUUGACCCUCACAAUUCCUCUUGCUAUAUGUAGGUCAAAGCUGUUCACCCUCGAUGGAAGCCUAACUAUUGACUGCUACAGGGCAGUGUCUACAAAAGAAACCAGAGGCUAUAUGUAGGAUGGAACUGGACAAUAUUUGCACUUACUUCCUCCCUGUAGAUUUGACAGGCCUUUCAAAAAUGGAGGGAAAUAUUCAGUACUUGGAACUGCGUAAAAUGUAGAAGGAGAAUUCCAGGUUAUCAGCGUGCAAAUACGUUGGCUUUUGAUGGCGAGCUUUGUACUUACUUUUUAUUAAUACUAAUUAUUAUUUAGAUUUGUGAGUGUCUUAUUUCCACUUCAGUUGAAGGCCUGUUUAGGGGCUUGUGUGUCUUUGACAUUAUCUUUGCACUUGGAAAUGAUUUUAACAAUCUGUUUAGACAACUCAGGAGAAAAAAACUUCUUUGUAUCUUGCAAAUCUUUUUCUUAAUAUAAGUGAUAUGCACAACUUCUGCAGCCUGUAUCGGGAACAGAGUAAAAAUUCAUCUUGAGUCCGUGUUUCUGCUUGUUCCUUCUACUGCGCUAGAAAACAUGCAGACCAAAAUGUUUACUUAGGGCUAGCUAAGGUGUUCCACAUUGCCAUGUACUUCCAGAGGGUUUGGACCGUCUUUCACAGUUCCCAUUGAGUUUUUGGAGCUGUCUGCAGGAUGCAAAGUGGAUUUGAGAACUUGUGACCGGAGUGUUUGGGUAGAUUUAUGCACCCAGAAUAUUUUUUUCAGUGUUGUGAAUGUAACGUUCAAGUCUUCUGAUCGUGGUGCCAAUGCAUUUCUGUUGCAGAGCUUUGCUUGUUUUUUUGAUCAAUUUCUUUAUCUUUUUUAGUUUGGGUGCUCCCCCACCGUUCAUCAGCUGGAGAGAUGUGUCCACCUCAAUAUCACGUGCAUCUUUGUGUUGUGGCUGUCCACUUUUCUGUAAGACGCAGGCGGCUCUUGCAUCUGAUCACAGAGAGACCAUGCAGUCCUUAUAAAAAUAAGUCCUGCGUGUGCUAAAAAAAUAUAUUGUCUCGGCCCAGUGUCAGUGUAUGGCACUACAGAAAAGUGUUGACAGUUGUGUAAUGACCUAAAUCAAGUGUCUGCCCUCCAUCACGAUUGAUCAGUGACUGCUGCAUCAUCGGUUCUUAAGUGGAACACCUUACGUUCGUUGUUUUUCCCCUUCAGGCUAAUUAAUAUGCUGGAAUUUAUUAAUAAUAAUAAGUUGAAUAAUCAUGCUUUACUGUUCUUUUUCUUUGAACUUUAAGAAGGGCUAAGCCUUUGCUGAAGUGAUCUAUUGCCUCUGCAGCUUAUGAGUUUAUGAGCUCAUUCUUGUUUUUGAUCUGCUAGGUCUUGUGUAUGCACACACACACACACUCACACACUAUAGAUGAAGCUAUUUAUUUGCCCCGUGAAAUAGUAAGGAGAAUGAUGUGCCAUAUUUGUGACUGCAUAUUGAGUGGUGUCACUAGUUUUAUAAGAAAUGCAUGCUACACAAGCCCAGGCUAUGGAUUUAUGAUGGGGUUCAUGCAAACUCCUUUCAUGUUGUCUCACAUUUGUGUGUGCUGAUCACGUUGAGCCAUUUAGUCUGCUAAUCUACGACCCUCUACUCACAUAAUAGAAGAGGUGCAUGGCUGAGGUGAAGUCCUUUAGGUUGAGACUUGCUGACACAUGGCCAACAGUCUUUUUCCCUCAUUUUCCUUAACAUUUGAAAUGAUGUGAAAGUUCAGUAAUAUUGGUGUUGUUCAAGUAAAUGUGAAAGCAAAGGGAAAACCAAUCGUACAUUCUGAAGCAUGUUCCUAAUGUAUAGCAAUGCCCUAAAAGGUUUGCAGCACAGGCACCGCUGGGUCUGGGAUCACUGAAUGUAAAUAUUACACAUUAGUGAUAUUAAUCAUAAUCUAGUCUGCCAUAGUGGUCAUGAUUGUUUGGAUCAUACUUUUCUUUUUUUUUGUUUUUUUGUUUUUUAAUUAUGACCUCCAACAGUUUUGUAAGAUUUGUAUCACAUAAGUCAGUUCUCAUAGUUUUGAGCACAGGAUUCGGUAGUCGAACAGCAGUAAGGGGAUCCAAGAAUGCGUGUUUCCAUCAAAAUCUAUUUCAUUUUUAUUUGCCCAGUUAUACCCCAGUUCCAGAACAGUGAAGCUCACCCUAACUAAUGUAGGCUGUCAGAGUUUGUUAAGGUGAACCACAUUAGUGAUGGCAUUUGGUAAAACUACUUUUUAAACGUUUAUUACAUUAUCAACAAAACCACAACUGCAGCUUUUCAAUGUUUUAUAAGUUAGAAGAUAAUGACAGUAGUUUCUUAUGCAUUCGUAAUAAUGUUUUGGAUUUUUUAAGAAAUUAGAAUUGAGUGAAAGAGUGCUUUUUUACUGCUAUGACGUGUUUUUGUUUUCUGGGACCUGCAAUGGCUGGCACUAAACUUGUAAGACUAACAUCCGCUUUUCACUUCUGGCACAACAGGAACACAAACAUUCCAGAAUUCUUUCUGAAUUUAAACUCCUUUUGCAGUCACCAAACAAAACAAAAAGACAACAAAAAUAUAAAGAUUAAACAGCAUUAAUAGUUCUUUCUAUAGUCUUUGGAAACAUUAAAAAUACAAGGGGGUUACGCAAAAAUAACCGGAAUUGGAAAAAAAAAUUUGUUUUAAUAAUUUUUACGUAUUGAAAGUUUAGUCUCCUUCAAAGUACUCUCCGUGUGAAUGAAUGCACUUGUCCCAACGGUUUUCCCACUGGUGGAAACAUUUUUGGAAUUGCUGAAGAGGAGCGUUAUCCAAUGCCUGCAGCGAUUUUUUCUUUGACUUCCUCCACAGGUAUAAAAACCCU